UUUUUCUUCUCCCACAGAAGCGAUCCUUCAGCGUGUUUUUACAGCGACGUGGACCGAGUUGCUCAGCCCUGAUUGGUCGCUCUCGUGGCGGCUGCGUGUGAAACUCUCCUCCGCGGAGCUUUUCCACGUCGCCGAAAGUGGACACGUUUUAUUCGGCUACAGGGGUGAACCAUGCAGAGCUUUUUCAUGACUAUAAUUGAGCGUUAACACGUUUUUCUGAAGGGUUCACAAUGGCUUCUCCGAGGCUCCGGAGAUUUGUGUUGUUAGUCGCCGGCCUGUUCUUCUUCUCUCCGGGGCCGACUGCAGCGUGGGACGCGGAUUUGGAGAUGUUCGACCUGGUGGAGGAAAUCCCACAAUCAUUUUACGAGUUUCUUUCCGUCAACCAGGAUGCCUCACCUGCUGAGAUCAGAAAGGCCUACAGACGACUUUCCCUCAUCCUUCACCCUGAUAAAAACAAAGAUGAGAACGCUGAAACCCAGUUUCGCCAGCUCGUUGCCAUCUAUGAAGUCCUCAAAGAUGAGGAACGGAGAAAAGGGUAUGAUGACAUCCUGGUUAAUGGGCUUCCUGAUUGGAGACAGCCCGUGUUCUACUAUCGUCGUGUCCGGAAGAUGAGCAACGGAGAGCUGGGCUUCCUCCUCUUCCUCAUUCUCACUGUGGGCCACUAUGCUGUGAUCUGGUCUAUUUACUUGGAGAAGCAGUUGGAUGAGCUCCUGAGCAGGAAGAAGAAAGAGAAGAAGAAAAAGCAAAGCAGCAAGCUGGCCGAGGAGCCGAAGACCACGGGGCAGGAGAAAAAUGAGAAAUCCGAUAAACCGAACUGGCAAGAUAUUCUGCCACUCAAGCUGAGCAUAUGGCUUUACUACGCGCUGAAAUCUCUCCCUCAUGUCAUACAGGAGGUGAAGCAGUACUACCAAGACUACAAAGAGAUGAAACUGAAAGAAAAAGAGCAAGCGGAAGCAGAAGCACAAGCAGAGCAAGAAACGCAACAAAGAGAAAAAAGGCCAAAGGUAAAGAAACCCAAAGUCGAGUUUCCGGUUUACGAGUCCAGCGAGUCGGCGUACGUUCCUGCGUACGACCAGGGAACGUCCAUCGAGGACAUCGAGGAUCAGAUGGACGACUGGCUAGAAGAUCGUAAAAUGCAAAAAAAGAAAAGUCCAGAGUGGACAGAUGAGGACCUCAGUCUGCUGACUCGCUGCAUGGCGAAGUUUCCAGGAGGAACACCGGGGCGGUGGGAGAAGAUCGCUCAUGAACUGGGCAGAGCCGUUACUGAUGUUACAACAAAAGUGAAACAAAUCAAAGACUGUGUUUCCAAUACAUCAGGGUUGGUGAAGUUCUCGGAGUUGAAAAGUAGCGUGACGGUGGGAAAAAGCGCCGUCCCUGAUAGUCUUAUGACCCAGAGAGAGGAGAUCGGGCUCCUCGAAGAGCCUUCUCAGCUCGACACACCCGAGGAUACUGAGAGCAAAACCGUGAGGAGACGAAGCAAGAAAUCCGCCACGGGGGCUGCUGGGACAGGACCAGGGGAGGAGAAGGAAAAAGCGAAAGGGCGCAGACAGAGAGACUUUGAUCCCACGGCCGUGGAAGAGGACAGCGACGAGGAGAAAAAGCAAGCAAAGGAAAAGCCAGUGUCUUCUGACGAGGUUUGGUCCCAAAACCAGCAGAGACUGUUGGAGCUGGCGCUGCAGCAGUACCCCCGAGGCACAGCGGAACGCUGGGACAGGAUCGCCAAAGUGGUGCCUGGGAAAAGCAAGGAGGAGUGUAUGAUCCGGUACAAGCUGCUUGCUGAGCUGGUGCUGAAAAAGAAACAGGCGAAGAGCUGACGAAUCCUGAUCCCUCUUUCCUCCACCUGUUUCUUCAUCUCUCUCUCUCUAUCAUGUGCCUUAGCUUUGCCAAAAUCAUGCUGGAUAUCAGCUGGAUCGGUUCACCAGCUGUCUGGUUUAGGGCUGGUUUAUAUUUCUGCACUGAUCUUAAUUGAUUGAUUGAUUGAGUGACUGCACUUCUCAGAAAGGAUAAGACAUAAAAAGCGUUCACGUUACGGUAUUCGUGUUCAACAAACACGCAGAUGCAGAAGUAUAAACCAGCCCCCGUGCUGAAAGACGCCAGGCUUCAGUAUUGGACGAACCCAUUUACUGUGUGUAUUAAUCGAAGCUGCAAAUGUCCAGAAAUCAGUUUUAUUAUUUAUUAAAUCUUUCCGAACAGAACAGCGAAGCUUCUUCUGAUGCCCGUUGAUGUUUUCGGCCCACAUGUUUUCAGAGACCCAAUGUGGAAUUGUGGUUUUAAUCUGUCGAUGAAACAUAAAUCAUUUACGCACAACAGA
Silurus meridionalis is the source of this 2311-nucleotide messenger RNA. It is a transcript of the gene dnajc1, whose product is annotated as DnaJ (Hsp40) homolog, subfamily C, member 1. NCBI's taxonomy places the organism in Eukaryota, Metazoa, Chordata, Actinopteri, Siluriformes, Siluridae. Gene Ontology annotation, cellular component: endomembrane system. The record is from RefSeq and is a predicted model, not a curated record. The coding region runs from base 231 to 1814 and encodes 527 amino acids. The transcript has 12 exons.